Cyanistes caeruleus (blue tit) is the source of this 5252-nucleotide messenger RNA. It is a transcript of the gene KLF3, whose product is annotated as KLF transcription factor 3. NCBI's taxonomy places the organism in Eukaryota, Metazoa, Chordata, Aves, Passeriformes, Paridae. The record is from RefSeq and is a predicted model, not a curated record. Gene Ontology annotation, biological process: regulation of transcription by RNA polymerase II. Gene Ontology annotation, molecular function: DNA-binding transcription factor activity, RNA polymerase II-specific; RNA polymerase II cis-regulatory region sequence-specific DNA binding.
GGGCGGGAUACAGUGCCCGACCCAACCGGGGUGGAAAUUUAGCGGGCUCGCUCGGUCCCGCGGGUGACGGAGUAGAUGCCAGGGCAGGAGCUCGCGUGCGCUCCGUGUCCCACCCGUAGCGAGGAGCGGAUCGGCCAUGUCCUUCGUUUAACUCUUGGUGAAGUCUAGGAUGAAAUCGGCUCCCAAAAGACUGGCCCUCGUAUUGUCACGAGCUUAGCACCGCUUGGCCGCCAUGCAGGCGAAGAAAUCCAGAUAAAAAGAAGUAUUUGACUACACAGUUUUGGACAGAACCUCAGAGGCAUCAGAACAGGUGAAUAAAAAAGAUGCUAAUGUUUGACCCAGUCCCUAUCAAGCAAGAAGCCAUGGAGCCUGUUUCAGUGUCAUACCCAUCCAAUUACCUGGACCAAAUGAAACCAAACAAAUACGGCGUCAUUUAUUCUACACCAAGUAUGUUGCACAAUAAAUUCUACUCAAAUCCUGAAGGACUAUCAAAUGGAAUCCAGAUGGAGCCAGUAGACCUUACGGUAAAUAAACGGAGCUCACCACCUUCAACUGGAAGUUCUCCUUCCCCUCUAAAAUUUCAGACUGCGCAUAGGAGAAGUUCACCUGGAUUGACUCUGUCCUCACCCAGCUCACCUCUCAGUAAAUUCACACCAUCGCCCCCAGGAGUACAGCCUCUUUCUAUGCCAAUCACAAUCCCGCCUGUAAUGGCCGCUGCUCUUUCACGACACGGACUGAGAAGCCCUGGGAUACUCCCAGUUAUACAGCCUGUUGUGGUCCAGCCAGUUCCUUUCAUGUAUGCUCCCCAUCUCCAGCAGCCCAUCAUGGUGUCCACAGUUCUUGCAGAUGAGAUGGAAACUCCAAGUAGCAUGCAAGUGCCUGUCAUUGAGUCUUAUGAGAAGCCCACACUCAAGAAAACAAUCAAAGUAGAGCCAGGAAGCGAACCAUCGAAGACUGACUUCUAUCCUGAACAAAUGUCACCUCCAAUGAUGACCUCGUUGUCUCCUCAGCAAGUAAUGUUGCAAGAGAAUCACCCUUCAGUUAUAGUUCAGCCAGGAAAGAGACCUUUACCUGUGGAAUCUCCAGACACACAAAGAAAACGCAGAAUACAUCGAUGUGAUUAUGAAGGCUGCAACAAAGUCUACACUAAAAGCUCCCACCUGAAAGCUCACCGAAGAACCCAUACAGGAGAAAAACCAUACAAAUGCACUUGGGAGGGAUGCACGUGGAAGUUUGCUCGUUCCGAUGAACUAACGCGGCAUUUCCGCAAGCACACAGGAAUCAAACCCUUCCAGUGUCCAGACUGUGACCGUAGCUUUUCACGUUCGGACCAUCUUGCUCUUCACAGGAAACGCCACAUGCUAGUCUGAAUGUCUUCUGUCCCUGACUCCUGCCACACUUCUUUUGUUUUUUACACAUGCAUUUUAAUUUGGAUUCAGCUGGUCUGGAUCUCUGAGUUUAUACCAUUAAAAGCUUACGUAUGGUCAGUAACAGAUGUUAUCUAACCCUUCCAUGUCCUUGCCACGGGUCAGACCUAAAGAAUGUGAACACUUCUUUUUUUUCUCCAGGGGAUGCUAAGCAAACCCUUUCUGCAUUCAGUAUGUUUAUUGUAUUUCAUUUGUGAAUAAGGGAAUGUUUAAACCAACAGUUUUUGUUGGUUUCUUCGUAUAAUCAACCCAGCAUAUACUGAUAAAAUAGUAAAUGUUAUUGAAUAUCCGAAAUGCUAGUCCUUGCCAGAGACUGUUAUUUAUGUACCCUGUAAGGGAUACACUGUCAUUUUAUGCUCAACAAUGCAAUUAAUGGACUCUCCCAGAUAUGCUGAUUUCUGCAGUAUGGUUAAUACAACAGUUUUAGAAAGACGCCUGAUUUAGAAAUCCCUUCUGCCCAAACAGUGAGUAAUGCUGAGGAAAUAAAUCUAAACAGUAUAAUUACUUUACAGAAAGAUUGAGUCAUAGUAUCAUUUUCCCCAGUCAAGAAGAAAAAUGGGCAGGAAUUGGUCCGUACCUAAUACUGUGCAUCUAAACCAAUGUCAUCUGUAUUAUAGUGUAGUAUAUAUCCUUGUUUUUGUUGCAUAAUUCCCCAGUGGAUUUGUUAAAGGAAGACUUGGUGUGACUCUGUAUGUCUGGUUUCUAUGCAAGGGUAUGAAUGGAACACACACAGUUGAGGAAAUGGCUUGAAGCUGAGUAAGGGGGUUUACCAUGAAGAAGUUUUUCACCCAGAGGGUGGUCGGGCACUGGAACUGGCUUCCCAGGGAAGUGGUCACAGCAUCAAGCCUGUCUGAGCUAAGCAUCUGGGCAAUGCGCUCAGGCACAUGGUGUGACUUUUGGGGUGUCCUGUGCAGGGUCAGGAGUUGGACUCAAUGAUCCUGAUAGGUCCCUUCCAACUCAGCAUAUUCUGUGAUUCUGUGAUUCUAUGGUACUCUCCUGUGAUUUGGCAUUAAAUGACAUUCAUGGAAACCUAUUGCACCUCAUUUCAGGAAUAUAGAUUAUCCACCUCCAAUUGUGCCCCUGCAUUUCUUUUAAAUAAUUUUUCUCUUUGCUUUACUUCAGAAAAUAACUUAAGUCAAAAAUGCUCUCAACUGUAUUGUUGUGAGUACCACUGCAAUACACUACAGUAUUUAAAAUUAUUGAUCCACAAUGUUUUUAUGAGAAGAUGGCAUCAGUUUUGAAGUACUUCUGAUGAUAAAUUUAGUCAUGUAUCUGUUUUGGAUAAAAGCUUAUACCAAAUCAUCCAGUUCCUAACUCUGAUUUGUGACUCUUGUAGUCUCUUGGUGGUAGGUACAACUACUUCCCUGUGGAUGUGUCUAUUGCAUUAAAACCAUGCCUAUUAGCAAACAGAACUCCAUAGGUAUAAGAAAUUUAUUUCAAGCAACCUGCAGUUGCCCCUAGAAAUGUUCCUGUCUGGGAGCCCUCUGAAAGGAAAGUUUCUGUUUGUAUUAGCUGGCAGACUUUGUGGCAGGUAACAGUUUUUUGGUCAGUUCUUUUGUGUGCAAGGAAACAGGAUGUAUUUCUCUAUGCUCUCACACACGAGCGCAUUUUCCUUCCGUGCCUGGUGUAAGGUAACCACCAUUCCCUGUACAUUAAACAUACUGAAGUCAGCAUUUCCUUUCUUGUGGAAAAAAUCAGUGAACAAUGGAGGCGUGAGGGGAGGAAGAGUUUCAUAGAACUCUGCAGCAGACAGGUGGAGUGUCCAUCUGCAGGUGGGUAUAUUUGAGCUUGUGGAGCAGGUAGACUGUGCUUCUGUAUCCAGUGGAGCCUAAUGCCAAAACUCUUGAAGAUUCAAGAGUGUGAGUGCAAAGAGCCUUUAUUUGGUGAUAGGGCUUUACCAGCUGUUCUGACAUCCAUAUGCCUGUGAAAUUAGAGGAGGGGUCUGUACUUCCUGUGGAAAAACGCUCUGACAGCAGUUGCUCUGUUUCAGCUCCAUACAUCUUCACCACCUCCAUAGGGCUAUAUCUGGUGUCUUGUGAGUGCCUCAUCUGCUCACCUGUGGUGCUGAAACACCUGGCACGUGAAUCAGUCUUUUUUCUUUCUUGGUAGGCCAGAUUGUUAGUGACAUUGAGAAACUUGUAGGAAAGAAACUGAUUUUAAUGAGCAGCUGUUCCAGAAUGUGGACUUGUUUUACAUUUUUUUUGUCAUUGGUAGCAGAAUUUGCUCUAGGUUUUAAUGGUAAUUUUGUAAAUCCAGACACAUCACGGGCUGAGAGGCUGUGUAGAGGGAGCCCUGUGGCAUCAGUCACAGGUCUACAGACAUUUAGUACCCUGGGAUGAAAACAUUUCUCUGUUCUGUUGUAGAGGGGAAAAAAUCAGAUACUAUAAAUAUAAGCACCUUAAUGGAAACUGGUCCCAUUUUUACCUUAAAAAUGCAAAUUUAGAAAAUUAAGGAUGUUUAAGGAACAUUUCUUUCUAAUGCUGUGUAUUGCUUUUGAGGCUUACAUAAAAUGUUUUCAUUAAUAUGUUUUUUAAUAUUUUUUAAAUCAAUAUUUUUUAAAACCUAAAAGCAGAACUUCUUUGUAACUAAGAGUUACUUCAGAUAAUUUAGUCUAGGUUAUUUGUCAUGUUAAUUCAUUAUCUUAUGUACCUUUUUCCUGAAAAUAUUUAUGCUAAUGAUGGGGUCAAAUACAGUGGAGAUUGAGUGGAACUUUCAAAUUUCAUCCAUGUGUCUUGCGAAUUAGGACAACAAAUUUAAAUAUUAAAUAUAAGUAUUUGAUAUUAUUACAUGAUGAGGCCUUCCUUGUAGGAUUUUUCAUUUGUCUGUGGUGUCUUUGUGGGAUGUCUAAAAAGUCACAAACAAAUACACUUUUAUCUGAAUGUAAAUUUACAUCUUAACCAGCUCAUUGGUUCAUUUUAACAAGCUUUGGGCUUGAGGGAUACCUUGCAAUUUUUAAAUAUACUCAAUUAAAUACUUUCCAAAACCAAUCAUUCCAUCUAUACCCUGAAGAAUAGCCAGUUUAGACAGAAAAUCUUAAUCCUGGAGAAUAUGUAAACCCCCCUUUACUUCCUAACAGUAUUGCACUGUGCAGUGUGUAGCAGUAAUACUGUUUUACUAAAAUGUGCCUGCUUAAGCCAUUUGAUUAUAAUAAAUUACUAGUUUCUAAUACAAUUGCAAGAAACUAAGCAGGUAUUAAUGUAUGUAGUUUAUUUAAAUAUAGACGCAGCAUUCUGCAGUGAUACCUCUAAUGCCAUAUCUUGUUCAAAUAUGUCGUCUCUGUCAAGGUUAGCAACAUAUAGAUGAAUACAAAUCCUUUCUAAAAAAUUUACAAAGCAUUUUACAUCUCUUAAGAGGGCUACACCAGUUUUCAUUAUAUUUUACAGAUGUUAGCACUUAAUGUACUUUAGAAGGUCAAAAUAAUCUUUUUGCUUAGCAUCUCUCACCUGCAAAUAUAGCAAGGAUUUUUAUUUACUUUAAUACUUCUAUAAACUAUGCAGAAUUUUUAAAAUAAAAUGUAAUAUAUUUUAUAAGCUAAUAAGACGAAAUGGCUAAUUAAAGGUUUCUAGCGUGCAUUACUAUAACUUGCAAAUACAGAGACAUUUUGGUAAUCUUUUCUUACUAAAGAUGUGAAUGUUUAAUGUACUUUCACUGUUUCUACUUUGGUAGUCCAAUGGGAAUUCAGUAAUGACAUUUUGUCAUGUCAAACUGUGAACAUAAAUUUGUACUGUACAGUCCUCAUACUAUAUUUAGUAUAUUUAGUGUAUUCAGUAUAUUUAGUAUACAGUGCAUAUGUAUUAUACUUGUUAAUAAAACACUCAGAAUGUU